This is a messenger RNA of Alternaria burnsii, 1575 nucleotides long. RefSeq names its product glucoamylase i precursor. The record is from RefSeq and is a predicted model, not a curated record. The transcript has 2 exons. Gene Ontology annotation, molecular function: glucan 1,4-alpha-glucosidase activity. Lineage: Eukaryota; Fungi; Ascomycota; Dothideomycetes; Pleosporales; Pleosporaceae. Gene Ontology annotation, biological process: polysaccharide metabolic process. Bases 1 to 1575 code for a protein of 524 amino acids. Gene Ontology annotation, cellular component: fungal-type vacuole.
AUGCUACCUCACGUACUUCUCCUCGCAGGCUUCCUCCACCGUAGCCAUGCCUUCUCGAUACCACACGUUCCUCGCCUCGGCGAUUUUGUUGGCGCCAGUCACACCCAGGCACUGCAGCAGCCGUUACAAGAUUCACUCGAUGUGUGGAUCGAGAAGGAAGGACGUAUAGCACUAGACAAACUCCUGGCAAACAUCGCACCUGGCGGUAGUAAUGUCCAAGGGAAGGAUGUAGCGGAUGGCACGGUCAUUGCGAGUCCGAGUCAAGAGAGUCCAGAUUACUGGUUCCAAUGGGUUCGCGAUGCUGCCAUAACUAUGAACACCCUCGUAGACGUUUAUGCCGACGGCCCAUCCUCUUCUCGCGGUUCCGCGUUGUCUUCUAUCCUCGGCGCAUAUACUUCUCUCUCGAGCGACAUUCAGCACACCUCGAACCCUUCAGGCACAUUUGACGAUCUUUCUGGAUUGGGUGAACCCAAGUUCCACGUCGAUGGCACACCAUUUACUGGCUCCUGGGGACGGCCUCAGCGUGACGGCCCAGCGCUACGGGCCUUGACGCUUAUGCACUAUCUGCGUGAAUACAAUGCCUCACACCCCUCACUCUGGAGUUCAGAGUCAUCUGAGGAUUUCUUCGGACCAUACUACACUGCGGAGAUGCCGCCGCGUAGUGUCAUCAAAGCCGACUUGGAAUACGUCAGUCACUUCUGGAACCAGUCAAGUUUCGACCUUUGGGAGGAAGUCGAGGGCCUGCACUUCUUUAACCUAAUGGUCAGCGCAAGAAGUUUGAAGGAAGGUAGCGAUCUUGCAAGAACAUUUGGAGAUAUAGGUGCAGCGCAAUGGUACAAAGAGCAGGCUGAUCACAUCGAGAGUUUCCUCGGCAAGUUCUGGGAUGCUCAGAAAAGUCACCUUGUGGAGACGUUGUCGAGCAAAAGGAGUGGACUGGAUUGCGCAUUGCUCCUUGGCUCUCUUCAUGCUCUGCCUGCAGAUGAUUUUGAAGGCGACUCUGCAUACCCACCUUGGUCUGACGAGAUUCUCGUUUCGCUUCUUGCCCUUGCUCGUGACCAACGCGAUCGGUUCCCCAUCAACAGCAAUCCAUCGGACGAGGACCAAGAUGACGUGGAAGAAAACUCAUUCGAAGGAACCGGUAUUGGGCGUUAUCCUGAAGAUGUAUAUGACGGAUAUGGCACCUCUAACCGUGGUGGUAACCCUUGGUUCCUGUGCACAUCGUCGGCUGCCGAGGUUCUUUACCGUACCGCAUCACGUCUCUCGGUUGCUGGCAAUUUGACCAUCUCUGGCACCGGCCUGCCUUUCUUCGAGGCCCUCCUUGCAACAUCAUCUCUUGACGUUGAUGUUGGCACAUUCGGUCCGUCUGAUGCACUCUUUCAUUCCGUUAUUGAGCGAUUGCACACCACGGGCGAUCAGUUUCUCGAGGUCAUCAAGACGCACGUUGAUGCUGAGGGUAGCAUGAGUGAGCAGUUCGAUCGUGUGACUGGUUAUAUGAGGGGCGCUGAGGACCUGACAUGGAGCUACGGAGCAUUCCUGCAGGCCGCCAGAGCGAGGAAAGUAUUCAUGGACCUUUGA